CACUUGCACAUACUAAACAUAUAAUACGAGUAACCUCUACGCUUUAUAAUUCACCAUGUUUUCAUUUCUUCUCAAACUCUCAACACCCUUUGUUUAUCCUCAAGUUCUGAACUCAACCAAGACAAUAUGAUGAAGACCCAUUCUAACUCGCGAAAAAGAAAGUCUGCCUUGAUUAGUGAUGGGCAUCCUUUUUCGUUCAAGAGGAGAUCAAGAAUGGGAAACUAUGUGGACUCUCUUGAAAGAAAGGAGCCGGAGGAUAAAUUUACUAGAGAAGAAAAAUAUAAUGAAGAUGAAGAUAAUAAUGAUGUUCGCGACGACACAGAUGAUGAAAAUGCAGGAGAUAAUGAUGCAGUGGAAGAUCAUCAAGAGGAAGCAGAAUACAUACCAGGAGAUGAUGGUCCAAAUGCUACGGAGGAGCAACAUCACAAAGGUCUGCUCACAAAAGAUGCAGAUGAAAAGAAUAUGCCUUCUACACGAGAUUUCAUCCAUGGAUAUCACUUGAUCCAAGGACUGAUGAACCAUGGAAUGGAAGACUAUAUUUUUGCUCAACACAGGAAUCUCAAUGGUUAUGACUUAGGGUUGUAUGCAAUAUUUGAUGGCCACUCCGGUCAUGAAGUUGCAAAAUACUUGCAAAGCCAUCUAUUUGAAAAUAUACUGAGUGAGCCUGAUUUCUGGGAAAAUCCGGUGUAUGCUGUUAAGAAAGCAUGUAAAGCAAUAGAUGAUGAGAUUUUAGAAAAUAUAGCUGAUUCACGAGGAGGAUCAACAGCUGUUGCAGCAAUACUAAUUAAUGGAGUAAAGCUACUGGUAGCCAAUGUUGGUGAUUCUCGAGCAGUAUCCUGCAAAAAUGGUCGAGCAAAGCCACUUACUGUGGAUCAUGAACCAGAGAAGGAAAAAGAUCUUAUUGAGAGCAGAGGGGGUUUUGUGUCUAAGAAACCUGGGAAUGUUCCAAGAGUGGAUGGGCAAUUAGCAAUGACUCGAGCAUUUGGAGAUGGAAAACUGAAGGAGCACAUUACGGCAGAACCAGAUGUGACAAUUCGAAAUAUUGAUGACGACACUGAAUUCAUCAUUUUGGCAAGUGAUGGUCUGUGGAAGGUGAUGACAAAUCAGGAGGCUUGUGACUGUAUCAGGGAUGCAGAUGAUGCGCAGAAAGCAUCUAAAAAGUUAAUUAAAGAAGCUAAAUCUAUGGGAAGCUACGAUGAUAUUUCAUGCAUAGUUAUUAUGUUCUAGCUACAACAUAAUGGAUGUUUCUUUAUUUAGUCAA
Cajanus cajan (pigeon pea) is the source of this 1261-nucleotide messenger RNA. Its product is annotated as putative protein phosphatase 2C 39. The record is from RefSeq and is a predicted model, not a curated record. Gene Ontology annotation, biological process: protein dephosphorylation. Lineage: Eukaryota; Viridiplantae; Streptophyta; Magnoliopsida; Fabales; Fabaceae. Gene Ontology annotation, molecular function: protein serine/threonine phosphatase activity.